AUGGCAGCACGGUACGAUGAGACUUUGGACCAGGAGACCUCGUCUUACGACAAAACGAUAUCAGUCCACCCACUCCCGGAGAAGGGAUGCUCAUGCCCAACUGGGAGGGUCCCUACCAAAUUAGGACGAAGCUCUGCCACUACGAUCUCUUCUGUCACGAUCUCUCCUCCGACGACUCCUCUCUCCAGUGACGGUCUCCUCCGGCAACGUCUCCUCCAGCGGCGUCUCCUCCAGCAACGACCUCCUUCUGCGACCUCUGCUCCAGUGACGGUCUCCUUCGGCGACGUCUCCUUCGGCGACGUCUCCUCUUGCGACUUCUCCUCCAGCGACGUCUCUUCCAGCGGCUUCUCCUCCAGCGACGAAAAGAGGAAAACACUCUUUGGCUUUGUCCUGUCUGAUCCAAAGAAUAGGAUGUUCCUUUGCAGUUUCCUCAUUGUAAUAUCAUUGGUUUGUGGUGCUUAUUUAGUUGGCAAUGCAUUCACCACCAAGGAGUAUAAACAAGCGAAGGACACCUUCAAAGUUCUCUCCAAAUCUGAAGGGAAGGGAAACUUCAGAACAGUGAGCUUCAAGUUCAAAGCAGUUGCACCAAGAACAAGACUCACAUUCUACAGCUCCUUUUACCAUACCAGAAUUGAUGAUUAUGGAUCUCUUUGUGGCCCUGUUCUUGACCAGGUUAUAGUGUUCCCUGUCACCUAAGUUAUUAAACCAUUAAUGUAGUACUUAGUAACUAUGAUUUUUGCAAGUUACUUGAGCCUGUCUUCUGUAUAAUUGCACGAGACUAUACCACUCUUUUACUCUAGUUUGCUGAGCACAAGACACCAAUUUUAAUUUCUGUUCAUUAAAAAAUUUGGCUCGAGUUUGAAGAUCAAAUUUUUAAUCAUGGGAGUUGAAUGUUCAUGAAAUGAUUAAGUAGUAUAUUUUAGUUUUUGAUUGUUACCAUGUGUUAUUGGAAAUCAUGAGUUUCAAUAAGCAUGCAUUUGUUUCAUGCCAACAUUCUGAUCAAUGCAACUUUUUCCCCUUCUUUUUUCUUUAUUUGUUUGUUCCAGGUUUUGGGGUUGUAGGUUCUUGUAGUACAGGAAAAAAAAGGUAGAUUUCAUGGAAUUGGCUACUGGAAGUUACCUUCUAAAGUUGUCGACGUAGUAUGCAGUACAGGAGAUUUUUGCAGCAUGGUUAUUGUAACAUGGUUAUUGGCUACUGGAAGUUACCUACUGAAGUUAUUGUAAAAUGGUUUUGUACCUGCAGGGUGAGGAGAUUUUUGCAGCAGCUAUUAGUGAAGUAAAAGAAGAGACAGGACUGAGUAUCUAAGUAAAUGUGACCAGUUUUUUUUAUUGAUCAUAAGUUCGUAACAACUGUUUCAUAUGGUCCAUCUUUUUUUUUCUGUUUAGAUUGAUACAGAAUUUGUAGAAAUACUAGCAUUCAGGUGUGAAUCUUCUAACUUUUGUAUGGAAUUUAAUCCUGAUAUAUCGUUGUAACAUUGUAUUUAUGAAUUGUAAUAACUAAUUUAAAAACACAAUAUGUAUGUAUGAUUUUCACUGAAAUUCUAACUCUAUUUUCGAUAUAUUAAGCACAAAAGAGGCAUAUUAAUGAUUUUCUUAGGAGGAAUUUGAAUUUUCAGUGAUUGAACAAAAAUCAUUAAUCACCAUCACCAAGUCCUGUUUUUCUAUUUUUCAGGGAAGUGCAGAAUUCAUUCUUUGGGAAAUCAGAUUUGUCAUUUCUUUGCAUCUUGCGCCCUCUUUCUGUUGAGAUCAAAAAGCAAGAAUUGGAAAUUGAAGCAGCUCAG
Arachis ipaensis is the source of this 1780-nucleotide messenger RNA. The record is from RefSeq and is a predicted model, not a curated record. Lineage: Eukaryota; Viridiplantae; Streptophyta; Magnoliopsida; Fabales; Fabaceae.